Labrus mixtus (cuckoo wrasse) is the source of this 2354-nucleotide messenger RNA. RefSeq names its product cell division cycle 37 homolog (S. cerevisiae) (gene cdc37). Bases 202 to 1332 code for a protein of 376 amino acids. Gene Ontology annotation, molecular function: heat shock protein binding; protein-folding chaperone binding; protein kinase binding. Gene Ontology annotation, biological process: protein stabilization; protein folding. The record is from RefSeq and is a predicted model, not a curated record. Gene Ontology annotation, cellular component: cytoplasm. NCBI's taxonomy places the organism in Eukaryota, Metazoa, Chordata, Actinopteri, Labriformes, Labridae. The transcript has 8 exons.
GCGUUUUCUGUAAACAGCUUGUAGCUUCCCUCCCUCGCUAAGAGGAUUUGGGAAACUAUCAGUUUCUGGCUCGUGUAGCUACUGAAGCCGUCUCGUUUGUAGUUCACGGGGAACAGCAGUGCAUUUUUUCCCCCCAUCUUCCACUGAACUUUUAACUGGCACUGAAAACCUGAGGAGAACAAGAAGAAGAAGAGCUGGAGGAUGAGCACCAAAGCGGGCAUCGACUACAGCGUGUGGGAUCACAUUUAUGUGUCAGACGAUGAAGAUGUUACCAGUCCGUACGUCGACACACCGAGUUUAUUCAGAAUGAGACAUCGGUCCAGGAAGGAGAAAAUGGCUGAGUUUCAGCAGAGAGGGGAAGACCUGGAGUUUAACUUUGCAGAAUGCAAGACCCUUAUAAAUGAAGUCCAGGGACAUCUUAAAAAGCUGGAAGAAGAAAAGCAGGAGGGCGAGGAGGACGAGGAGAGAGAGGUUGAGUUGAAAAGGGUCCAGGCUGAGCUGAAAAAACUGAAAAAAGAUGAAAAGUCAUAUGAAAAAUCCAUCGAAGAAUACCGACGAGAAGAAAAGAAACUGCCUUGGAAUGUGGACACUCUCAGUAAAGAAGGAUUCAGCAAAAGUGUUCUCAACAUCAAGCCUGUGACUGAGGAGCAGACUGGGGAGGAAAAGGUGGAGAAGCACAAGACUUUUGUGGAGAAGUAUUCAAAGGAAAUCAAACACUUUGGUAUGUUGCAUCGCUGGGACGACAGUCAGAAGUAUCUGUCAGAUAACCCACAUCUGGUGUGUGAAGAAACUGCUAAUUGCCUUGUUGUCAUCUGUAUUGAUUAUGAGAUUGAUGAGAAACAUGCUCUGAUGGAGCAGGUGGCCCACCAGGCCAUAGUCAUGCAGUUCAUCUUGGAUUUGGCUCGGACGCUAAAAGUCGACCCAAGAGGAUGCUUCAGAGACUUCUUCUCGAAGAUCAAGACUGCGGACAAGCAAUACCUGGACAUGUUCGACCAUGAACUGGAGUUGUUGAAGAAAAGGAUCCGCAGCUGUGCACAGAGUCGUAUGGAGAGCGCUAUGAAGGAGCUAGAGGAAGAGGAGAAGCAGAAGAGACUGGGCCCAGGUGGUUUAGACCCUGUAGAGGUUUAUGAAACACUGCCAAAGGAAAUACAGAGGAGCUUUGAUGAGAAGAACAUUCAGAUGCUGCAGGAGGCUAUAAACAAACUAGACCCUGUGGAAGGAAAGUACCAUCUGACGAGGUGCAUUAAGUCUGGACUGUGGGUGCCUGAAUCAGAAGAGGGCAAUGAUGAAGAUGAUGAAGACGAUGAAGACGAUGAAGAUGAAGAUGAUUAAUCAGAGAAGGAGGAACAUACAUGAGUUGUGAUAAAGAAGUGGGAUAAUUCAAUACACCUGUUUUUUGCUUUUAUUUUGACCGACGUGACCUUUGAAAGUCAAUACUGCUUGGUAGUUGACUGAGCAUGUUGAAGUUAUUAAAUUAUUUAUUGAAAUAAACGAGUACAAGGCACAAACAAUGCCAAAACAAGCAUGUUUAUACUUUAUACAUUUAAAAAAAAGCAAUAUUUUUUCCUUUAACUAGAAGUUCUGUCACAAGAAGCUGAUUUCAUACAAAUCCACAAUACAACACUUGACUCCUUUAACUCAGAUUAAGCUACUGGGCAAGAUCUGAUGGACGAUAUUGCACCUCUAAAGUAUAACUUUUAAGAUACAAAAAAGGUCAAUGAUUCAUAUUUUAGCUGACAAAGUUAAAUAUUAAUUCAUGAUUAUGUGCUGAUCAAAUCAGCUGCCUGCUCUUGUUGUUCUACUGUAGCCAACAGUGCCCUCUUCAGGCUGUUUGGUGAAUGACAGCCCAUAAAUUACAUCAGAAGUCUGUAUGGUGAACAACAAUCCAUCUACUUAUCUCAUAUAAAAUGUUGUGGUUGAUGGAAUUUAAGACCACUGGCAGGCUAUUUAAAAUUCAAUAUGAGCUGGUAUUAGUUAUCCUCAAACUGAGUGUUGUAUUCCCAAACAAAGUGGGCCAACACUCUGAGUUUGAAUCCUCAAGUCCUGAAGUCUUUGCGGCUCCUGCAGACUUUACAAGGACCUUCUUAAGAAACCUGAAUGCUGAUGAUUUUCAAAACCCACCACAGUCUAUCCAGUCUGCAAGUGGCCUCAAAGUUAGGUUCUGCAGACCUCCAGAGAAAACCUAAAGUUCAUGCAAUAUGGAUGGGAUGUUGCAGUUUUUUUAAACUUGUGUGUGUGUGUAAAUAAAGUCCAGUACAACCAAAUAAAACAGAAAAGCAUUUAUGAACUGCUGCAUGUUAGGAAUGUGGGACAGAAAAUUAAAAUGGUCUUAAAAUAUUAUAUUAAUUUUUUUU